CAUUUUCUCGAAUUCUCCUUCGGAUACCAAUUUAUGCUCAUCUUUAUCUCAAAGUUUCUUGCAUUUUCUCGAAUUUUCCCUCGAAUACCUAUUUAUUCUCACGAAGCAAACGCAAUCCAUCUCAGAUUUUACUUAUUAAAGUUAACGAGAACAUUUUCUGAUACUGUUGUUUACAGAGGCGUUUUGAGCUUCAUUAAUGGCGGCCAAGACAGGAGGAAAGGCCAUUGGGAUCGACCUCGGCACAACGUACAGUUGUGUGGGCGUUUGGCAAAACGAUCGAGUCGAGAUUAUACCUAAUGAUCAAGGAAAUCGAACGACUCCAUCGUACGUUGCUUUUACUGACACCGAGCGGCUAAUCGGCGAUGCAGCGAAGAACCAGGUGGCGAUGAACCCGCAGAACACCGUCUUCGACGCCAAGCGGCUCAUCGGCCGGCGAUUCUCUGAUCCGUCGGUCCAGGGCGACAUGAAGCUCUGGCCCUUCAAGGUCGUGCCCGGGCCGGGGGACAAGCCGAUGAUUGUCGUCACCUACAAAGGCGAGCAGAAACAGUUCUCCGCUGAAGAGAUAUCGAGCAUGGUCUUGACGAAGAUGAGGGAAAUCGCGGAGGCUUUCCUAGGCCAAACCAUCAAGAACGCCGUGGUCACAGUACCGGCUUACUUCAACGAUUCCCAGCGGCAGGCCACGAAGGAUGCAGGCGCCAUCGCCGCCCUGAACGUGAUGAGAAUCAUCAAUGAGCCGACGGCCGCGGCUAUAGCUUACGGACUGGACAAGAAGGCGUCGAGAAAAGGCGAGCAAAACGUGUUGAUCUUCGAUCUCGGCGGUGGGACGUUUGAUGUUUCGCUGCUGACGAUAGAAGAGGGGAUUUUCGAAGUGAAGGCCACGGCCGGAGAUACUCACCUCGGCGGCGAGGACUUCGAUAACCGCCUCGUUAACCAUUUUGUUGCAGAAUUCAGGAGGAAGACCAAGAAGGAUAUUAGCGGAAACGCUAGAGCUUUGAGGAGAUUAAGAACCGCUUGUGAGAGGGCGAAGAGGACUCUGUCGUCGACGACGCAGACGACAAUCGAGAUCGAUUCUCUGUAUGAAGGAGUUGAUUUUUAUGCGACAAUUACCAGGGCGAGAUUUGAAGAACUGAACAUGGAUUUGUUCAGGAGGUGUAUGGAACCGGUGGAGAAGUGCCUGAGAGAUGCGAAGAUCGACAAGAGCCAGGUCCACGAAGUGGUUUUAGUCGGAGGAUCGACGAGAAUUCCCAAAGUGCAGCAGCUAUUGCAGGAUUUCUUCAACGGGAAGGAGCUCUGCAAGAGCAUAAACCCCGACGAGGCGGUGGCAUACGGCGCCGCCGUGCAGGCGGCGAUUCUUAGCGGCGAAGGCAACGAGAAGGUGCAGGACUUGUUGCUGCUGGAUGUGACUCCGCUAAGUCUCGGCCUGGAGACCGCCGGCGGUGUCAUGACGGUUUUGAUUCCGAGAAACACUACCAUUCCCACCAAGAAGGAGCAGAUUUUCUCGACCUAUUCGGAUAACCAGCCUGGAGUCCUAAUUCAGGUCUACGAAGGGGAAAGAGCCAGGACCAAGGAUAACAAUCUGCUCGGAAAGUUCGAGCUAACUGGAAUUCCGCCGGCGCCGAGAGGCGUGCCGCAGAUCAACGUCUGCUUCGACAUCGACGCGAACGGAAUCCUGAACGUGACGGCGGAGGACAAAACCGCCGGCGUGAAGAACAAGAUCACGAUCACGAACGACAAGGGGAGGCUGAGCAAGGAGGAGAUCGAGAAAAUGGUGCAGGACGCGGAGAAGUUCAAGGCGGAGGACGAGGAGGUGAAGAAGAAGGUGGAGGCGAAGAACUCGCUGGAGAACUACGCGUACAACAUGAGGAACACAGUCAAGGACGAGAAGUUCGCCGGAAAGCUGAACCCGGCGGACAAGGAGAAGAUCGAGAAGGCGGUGAACGAGACCGUGGAGUGGCUGGAGGGGAACCAGCUGGCGGAGGUUGAUGAGUUUGAGGACAAGUUGAAGGAGUUGGAAGGGCUCUGCAACCCGAUCAUUGCCAAGAUGUACCAGGGCGGCGCCGGCGGCGACAUGCCUAUGGAUGACGACGUGUCCGGCGGUUCCGGUGGUGCCGGGCCUAAGAUUGAAGAGGUUGACUAGACUUGAGUGCCGCUGCCUGGGCUCUCUGCUUUGAUGUUCUGUACAAAAUGAGAUAAAAUGGUAGUAUAAGAGACAUGAGAUAGUUGCAAGAAAAUAUGAGCUUGGAAUAAAACUUUGGUCUUUCGAUUCAA
Diospyros lotus (date-plum) is the source of this 2268-nucleotide messenger RNA. RefSeq names its product heat shock 70 kDa protein. The coding region runs from base 197 to 2137 and encodes 646 amino acids. The record is from RefSeq and is a predicted model, not a curated record. Gene Ontology annotation, cellular component: cytoplasm. Gene Ontology annotation, biological process: cellular response to unfolded protein; protein refolding. Gene Ontology annotation, molecular function: heat shock protein binding; ATP hydrolysis activity; ATP-dependent protein folding chaperone. NCBI's taxonomy places the organism in Eukaryota, Viridiplantae, Streptophyta, Magnoliopsida, Ericales, Ebenaceae. The transcript has a single exon.